AUGGGUGAAGUUACUUUAGAUACCGUUGCUUAUGCUAAAAUAAUGCUGCACGCAGCAAGUUAUCCACAUUGUGCUGUUACUGGAGUGCUAUUAGCCGAUGGAAGUAAAAUCCGAGAUGGAGCAAAGUCCCAAGAUCUAGAUAUUGUGGACGCUAUUCCCUUGUUUCAUCACAGUCACUAUUUGUCUCCUAUGGCAGAAGUAGCAAUGACACAGGUAGACGCAUUGGCACAAGCCAAUAAUAGAGUAAUAGCUGGCUAUUACGCCGCAUGUGAGAACUUCAGAGAUAACACAGUAGAAAAAUGUCCAGGUCAGAAAAUUGCAGAGAAAAUAGUGGAAUUUUUCCCAUCUGCUGUAUUUGUUGUUGUUGAUAACAAAAAGUUCAGACACCAUUUGAGUAACCCAGCUAUAAAACUACACAAUUACAGUGAAGGCAAGUGGAAGGUCAUGGAUGAUAAUAAAGUUCUUUUCCAAACACCAUAUGUUUUGGAGACUGUGUCAUUAUUACUGCACAAGGGAGUCCAAAAAGAUUUGGUAGAUUUUGACAAUUAUUUGGAUGAUAUAUCUCAGGAUUGGACAAAUCUUGGUAUCGAAAAACUGAUUGCAAGUAUAAAUGCUUCAAAUUCUAUAGAUUUUAAGAAUGACUAA
This is a messenger RNA of Danaus chrysippus (African queen), 645 nucleotides long. Lineage: Eukaryota; Metazoa; Arthropoda; Insecta; Lepidoptera; Nymphalidae. The record is from the annotation of a GenBank genome assembly.